AUGACAGCUUGCAGCCUUUCCCUACAUCUAGGCAGUGCGGAAAGCCGCAAAACUCUAGAACAAAAUUUUACCUUUUAACUCAGCACUCCUAAUCCCCACGGUAUCAACGAGCGCUUUUCAUUACGAAUAUAAUGUAACACAUUAUUAUUUCCUUUGGUUGCAAAUACUUUUUUUGCUUAAUUACAGAUUUUAUCACUGAUUGCAAAAGGAUAAAACUAAGAGAUGUUUGCGUCUGACUCGCAAUGAAAAGUCAUUCCUAAAUUAAAUUCAUUACUCAAAUAAGUAGUUGUGUCGCACACUAAUGUUUACUAACACACUUCCGUCCAUAUGCUGUGACGUUCAUGGAUUGACAGUAGGAAUGAAGUACCAAAAUAAUUGUUUCCAUUUAUUGAACGUUUUAAAUGCAUGGCACAACCAAGAUCUCCGCCAAAAACAAAUCGUAGUUUUUGUUACGCGAGGACCUUCCAAGCGAGCGUCUUUAAAAGGUAUUUGAAAUUCUCUAUCCAAAUGCUGAUUCUCCUUUUCAACUGAAAAAAUGAGGAUCAGCAAGUCCAAUAGGCUUGCUUUGUUUCAAAUCGAAAGGGAAAAUUAGAUAACGAAUGCCUUGGUGUUAGGCAAAAAGCGACUGAAUUAAUUAAUAACGUGACAAAAACAGAAAAUGUUUUGAUGGUGCAAAAGCUUGCAAAAUUCUGCUCCUCCCACUGUUUUCAUUUCUAGCUGAGUACGUAAAAACCUGUAAAGCUUUGUUAACGACAAAGUUGAACAUGAAUAUCUUGGUAUUGUUACGGGAAAAUUUAGUGAUUUUUCUGUGUGAUUGUUUGGAGCAUACUUUUUACUUUUCAAUAUUUUAGCCGUUCUCAAUUCAUUCGAGUUUCUUUUAAUGUAAUGUUUUAAAAAAGAUAAAAGCCAACAGUAAGUUCUUUCAACUUCUAACUUCUUCAUAUCGCUUUGUUCUUACUGCCUUUAUGCGCCUGAACAUCAAUCCUUCUGUGAUCUUAUUCUAAGUGGACAUUGUUAAGUCAACAGUCCUCGUAGCGACCUUUUCUGACAACUUCUCGAGGAAGUUGCUGUUGAAUCUAUGUAAAUUAGUUCUUUUCCUAAAAUUGAUUUUUCUCGUUGCCACUUGUUCAAACUUAACACCAACAUCGGAUAAAUAAUCAUUAAUUAUAAUUGACUUCUCACUUUUACUUGUUAAGAUAUAUAUUUUUAAAUUAAGUAUGCAAGAAAGCAUGUCGGUUGUCGACAUGAACUAAAAGUAAAGUUACUGUAGAAAUAAACGCUGUCUAAUUCUUGACGUCCGUAGCAAGUUUACUUGAAGCAGGUCUCUGCGCACCAGGAAACCGUGACGAGUUUCCGUUCCUGCUGCAAGUGGUUUCUCCCAAGCUAUUUUCCCUCAUUAUUGUCGCGUUCCCCGCAGAAAUGUUGGCAUCUGUGACCAAACAUUAAUUUUGAAUACUUAAAUGUACUUGGGGAUUGCCACGAGUAACAAUUAUUUUCUAAACCGUUUGAAAUCUCUAGCGAGUACUUUGUUUUUCUAGAUUGCUGAAGUUGACAAUGAUUCUUCUCAACUUCAUAGAAGUUAUAUUAAAGCUUAAUUACCAAUCCUUAAAAUGGAGGUUAAUCCAAGUUACAUGGGAGCAGUUGUCGUGCUAUGAAAAAAUGCCUAUUUGUUUUUUUUAUAAUCAUUUCUGGGCGGUUGCUGUUACGCUAAAUUAUCUCUCGUUGCAAUCACAGGUAACCCUAAAGAAAAAAAGGAGCACAGAAGUAUGAUGGCAAGAAAUAAUUUAACAGAAGGUGGAGUACAAAUGGAAACAUAUCAAGAACUGUUAUGUUCCCCCUCUUUAGCCGGCGGAUUACAACAGCAAUCAAUAUAUCUCGCAUUGGUAAAUGUAAUCCUUUCUCUCACUGCAAUUCUUGGUAACUUUCUAAUCCUUGUUGCCCUUCGUAAACAAUCUUCCCUCCAUCCGCCAUCCAAACUUUUGUAUCGCUGUCUGGCAACAACUGAUCUGUUGGUUGGUCUUGUUAUUCAGCCUCUCUAUACUAUUUAUUGGAUAUCCAUAGCUAACGAACACUGGAAUCUUUGUCGAUACACAAGGGACGCCGCCUACAUGACCGGCAAUGCAUUAUGUGGUGUAUCUUUGGGGACAAUGACGGCCAUAACCGUUGACAGACUUCUCGCCUUGUUGUUGGGGCUGAGAUACAAACAAACUGUCACUUUGAAGCGCACAAAUAUUAUUUUAGCUGCCAUAUGGGUUUUAUCUGGUGUCGCUGCUUUAUGCUACAUUUUAGAUUACCGUAUUAAUUUAUGGUAUGGAUAUAUCGGUGUUCCAUCUUGUUUAUUGAUAUCAAUGGUCUCGUACACAAAGAUAUUUCGCACCCUCAUUUAUCAUCAGGCACAAGUACAAGUUAAUGUUAAAUUGCAAUCGAGCCAACCAAAUUCACUGAACAUUUCGCAAUACAGAAAAGCGGUGUACAAUGCACUGUGGGUGCAGUUUGCAUUAGUUCUUUGUUAUAUACCAUUUACCGUAGUUGAAAUCGUGGUUGUGGAGGCUAAUAAAAGAACAUUUUCAUCACAUUUACUCGUCACCAGAGGAAUAGCAGCAACCUUACUUUUCUUCAACUCCACGUUAAAUCCAUUCCUUUACUGCUGGAAGAUUAGUGAAAUGAGACGAGCAGUGAAGCAGACAAUCAGACAAGCACUUUGCUGUCCAUGGAAUUAG
Messenger RNA from Pocillopora meandrina, 2720 nucleotides. NCBI's taxonomy places the organism in Eukaryota, Metazoa, Cnidaria, Anthozoa, Scleractinia, Pocilloporidae. The record is from the annotation of a GenBank genome assembly.